UAUCCGGCUUGAUAAAUGAUAAGUGAUUUGUAUAUUUUAUUCGAAAAUCAGAAUUUACUAUUUCGUUUAAUCUUAAAGUGUUUAAUUCAUUGUAUAUUAAUUAUUAGUAUAUAAUAGGUAUAAAUUCCUGAUCCUGAGUCAAGAAGAUGGCGAAGCAUCAUCCAGACUUGAUAUUUUGUCGUAAACAACCUGGUGUUGGUAAGUAUAGUAUACUUGUAAAUAAUAUAUAAACAAUUAUGCCGUGGAUUUUUUAUUAUUUUUUUUUUUUUGAGAUUAAAGUAGACACAUACAUAUCCUGUAUUAAUACCUAAUUUAAAAAAAAAAUGUAUUGAACUUUUAUAUCAAUCGCAAAAUUGUGUGUGAAUUAACACUAUCAGGUUUAGUUCAAAAAUAAUAAAAUACAAUAUUAAUGUUUCUCAUAGAAACACAUGGAAAGAUAUUUUUCUUUUGAAAAUCAUAUUACCCAUAUUCCUUCUACUAACAACUAUGAAAUAGGUACUACAGCAAAAUAUACAUUUUUAUGCCUUUGUGAUAAUUUUGCUGUAAAACUGUCAAAUGAUCGAGUUAGUGUAAAUUAAGUUAAUGUAAAUUUUAUUUGGUUAUUUUGAAAUUUUAUUAUUUUUAUAGCUAUUGGACGAUUAUGUGAAAAAUGCGAUGGUAAAUGUGUAAUUUGCGACUCUUAUGUCAGACCAUGUACGUUAGUACGUAUUUGUGACGAGUGCAAUUAUGGUUCAUAUCAGGGUCGUUGUGUAAUUUGUGGUGGACCUGGUGUAUCAGAUGCUUAUUACUGCAAAGAAUGUACAGUUCAAGAAAAAGAUGUAAGUUCUAUAGAUAAAUUUAUGUAUCUAUAUAUAUGUAUAUAUGAUUCAUUAUUUAAUUGACAUAUAUGAAUAUAUGGUAUUUGAUUACAGAGAGAUGGAUGCCCAAAGAUUGUAAAUUUGGGAAGUUCAAAAACAGAUCUAUUUUACGAACGAAAAAAAUAUGGUUUCAAAAGGCGGUAGCUCUAAUUUAUAUUUUGAUUUUUGUCCAUAUUUAACAUAACAAAAUUAAAAUAAAAUAAAAUAUGUGCUCUUUAAAUAAUUAAAAUAUUUAUUGUAAACCUUUUUUC
This is a messenger RNA of Cinara cedri, 1108 nucleotides long. Lineage: Eukaryota; Metazoa; Arthropoda; Insecta; Hemiptera; Aphididae. The record is from the annotation of a GenBank genome assembly.